GACAUGGCAACUAUAUCCUUUUCCAAGCAAGCAAACGGGAAAUGACUAAAAUGCGAGUUGCCUGAACGGGGCCGGUACAUUAAGCAACUGCUUUCUGGAACUCGCCGUCACCGGGCUUUUUUGAAUAUAUAGUAGAGCAGAGGAGAAGAGGGGCGUUCUAGACUUCUAGGCUUCUACCCAUCCGGCGCCGGCGGGCCAAUUGAUCCAAUUUCUAGUCUACCGCCAAAAUUCGAAUAGUCUGUUGUCCAGCUUCUUCCCUGCGUUAUCUGUUAAGUUCUCUCUGCACAUGAAAGCUACGUAAUACGUAUCAUUUUAUUCAUGCUUCAACCUCUUACUCCUCCUCCUCUUCUCUUUCCUCUCCUUCGACAACUUCAGAGAACACAAAUAACUUUCCAAUGUCUCAGAUCAUUUUCAUCUGCCUCUGCCCAAAAACCCAAGUGGAACAUAAACAGCAAUUUGAUGAUCACAAACCCAGUUCUCUUAACCAUGGAAUCCUGCAACUCGAUGUCAGAGUUGAAGCAAAUCCAAGCCCAUAUGACCCGAACUGGACUCAUUAUGCACCUUUUCCCGGUAAGCCGGGUCUUGUCCUUCUGUGCACUCUCCGACUUCGGCGACAUAAACUAUGCCAAGAUCAUCUUCUCCCAAAUCGCCGAGCCCAAUACUUAUAUUUGGAAUACAAUGAUCAGGGGCUACUGUAAGGCCAAGCUUCCGAAGUUGGGCUUACCUUUGUUCCGCCAGAUGGUCCAAGAGCAAGUUGAGAUGGACAAUCGGACUUUCGUCUUUGCUCUCAAGGCUUGUGAGCAGUCUCCUGGAGCUGUUGAGGGUGAGCAGCUCCAUUGUCUGAUUAACAAGUUGGGUUUUGAUACGAAUUUGCUAGUUCAGAAUGGUUUGAUCCAUUUAUAUGUUAGAUAUGGGUUUUUAAGUUCUGCUCGUCUUUUGUUUGAUACAAGCUUUGUAAGGGAUGUUGUUUCUUGGACCACUAUGAUCGACGGGUUUGCCCAGAAAAAUCUUCCCAAUGAAGCUCUGAAUCUCUUCUACGCAAUGCUAUCGAGCGGCAUUACACCCAAUGAGGUUACUAUGAUUACAGUGCUCUCUGCCUGCUCACAGAUGGGGGAUAUUGGACUAGGAAAAAUUGUUCAUGAAUAUAUAGAGAAGAACAGGGUCAAUUGUAACCUAAAUUUGUUGAACGCUUUGGCGGAUAUGUAUGUAAAGUGUGGUUGCUUGAACACUGCAAGAGAAAUAUUUGAAAAGAUGGAAGUUAGAGAUGCCUUCUCAUGGACGAUUAUGAUCAAUGGUUAUGCAAAACAGGGGGAUCUAAAUUUUGCAAGAAAAUUGUUUGAUGAGAUGCCUGAGAGGAAUGUGGUGUCUUGGAAUGCAAUGAUUGCCGGUUAUUCACAGAAUAAUCAACCUAAUGAAGCAUUGGAACUGUUCCAUGAGAUGAAGGAGUUGGGUGUGGUGCCAAUAGAGAGUACUCUUGUUUGUGUUCUCUCUGCCUGUGCUCAAUCAGAAUGCCUCGAUCUUGGUCGGUGGAUUCACCAACACUAUGUUGGUCAGAAAAGGAUUCAGCCCAGUGUUAUUCUGACAAAUGCAAUUAUAGAUAUGUACGCUAAAUGUGGGGAUAUUGAUGCAGCUGCAAAACUCUUCAAUGAGAUGCAAGAUAAGGAUUUAGUGACUUGGAAUUCUAUGAUUGCAGGGUAUGCGGCUCAUGGAUAUGCUGACCAGGCCCUUGGUCUUUUUGAGCAAAUGAGGAAUUUAGAAUUAGUGCCUGAUGAUAUCACUUUUGUUGGUGUCCUAUCGGCUUGUAGUCAUGGGGGGUUGGUCACCCAAGGUAAGAAAUAUUUUGAGGACAUGAGAGUAGAGUAUGGAAUAGAACCCAAGGCAGAACAUUAUGCAUGCAUGAUUGACCUAUUAGGACGAGUUGGACUUGUGGAAGAGGCCAAAGAGUUGUUAAAGAGAAUGCCCAUGGAGCCAGAUGAAGCUGCUUGGGGUGCUCUUCUUAAUGCAUGUAAGAUGCAUGGGAACGUGGAGUUGGGUAAGCUUGCUGCAGAUAAACUUCUAGAUUUGGACCCUAAAGAUAGCGGGAUUUAUGCCCUUCUAGCAAAUCUGUAUGCUUCUAGGAGAAGAUGGGAUGAUGUGAGGAUGGUCAGAAGUAUGAUGAGAGACAGGGGUGUCAAGAAGACUCCUGGAUGUAGCUCCAUAAAGAUAGAUGGUCAAUCCUAUGAGUUCUUGGUUGCUGAUAAAUCGCACACAAGAUCUGAGGAGAUAUAUGAAACGUUGGAUGUCAUGCUUUUGUGGUUGAAGAUGGAAGGCUAUGUACCAAAUACAUCCCAGUUAAUGGGUUUGCAUGAGGUUAAUGAUGCUUUCCUAAACACAUGAUUUUUACAUUGAAGAUCUCUACAUCCACCCAGUUAAAGCAGGUUUAGUUCCCAUCAAGCAUCACAACCAUGGAGAAUAUUUUAGUUAGUAGUGAAGUUCAUAUUUGCUGAUUCUCCAGUAAGCUACUUCAAACAGGAAAAAAAAUGAUGCAGCAGAUGGGAACUGUUCCAGAACAAUAUGAAAUAUGAGGUCACAAGGCAGUUAGCAAGGAAUUAAAUUCAUAUUUGCUGAUUCUCCGGUAGGAUGAUGGUGCAGCAGAUGUGAAUUGUUCUAGAACAACAUGAAAGAUGAGAUCACAUGGCAGGUGGUGCCUCUGCAAACCAAAUUUUUUUAAUUAGUGUUUAAGUCACAGUUCUCUAUGCCAACUGCAACCCACCUCCAAGUAAUUAAAAAUCAAUUUGGCAAUGGCUGUCAUCAAUAAAUACUAAUUCGUGCCUUACUGGAACCAUUGGGAGGUAUGUCCAGAGGAUGGAAUCAGUUGAUUGUUAUGGUUUGAUCCCUAUUGUUGAUUACAAUUUUCUAUGACAUAAAAAAAUUUCAUGAUGAGGAAGAAUGUCAGAUAUUCUAGAUUACUGAUGAAAAAAUGUGGGAUAUUCUAGAUGCAACAUCUAUAGCCAUUCUUACAUGAGAAUAAGAGAACCCCCGGAGGUCUUGAGGUAAAAACAAUCAAUCAGUUGGAUAAUCAAACUAUCAUCACCAGACUCUCAUCAAGACUAUUCUGAUACCACUCGUGAAUGUCUCUCUCGGGUGAUUUCUUAUCACCUUUCUUAUUGUAAUCUAUUUUCUUUUAUGAAUUUAAUUCUUAUUCUUCAAAAAAGAAUCAUUCUCUGACCAUAACAAAGAAUGAGAUAGCUC
Messenger RNA from Nelumbo nucifera (sacred lotus), 3231 nucleotides. Lineage: Eukaryota; Viridiplantae; Streptophyta; Magnoliopsida; Proteales; Nelumbonaceae. The record is from RefSeq and is a predicted model, not a curated record.